Messenger RNA from Pocillopora damicornis (cauliflower coral), 1218 nucleotides. RefSeq names its product glucosamine 6-phosphate N-acetyltransferase. Gene Ontology annotation, molecular function: glucosamine 6-phosphate N-acetyltransferase activity. Lineage: Eukaryota; Metazoa; Cnidaria; Anthozoa; Scleractinia; Pocilloporidae. The record is from RefSeq and is a predicted model, not a curated record.
CUUCCCUCGGAGUAUUGUAUCCAUAUAUGGUAGCCGAUGCCUUGGCGAUUUUACUUCCUCUCGGUAAAUAUGGCGAAGGUGAAUGAGGAAGACAACCUCAUGUUUGACAAACAACUGUUGAAAGGCAUUGACCUCAGUAAAGGAGAGUGUAGAUUGCAUGAGAGCGGUUUAUCAGUGGAAAAUCCUGGUGAUAAUUUGAUUUUGAGACCUUUAGGCGCUGAUGAUUAUGAUAAAGGUUUCUUGCAACUUUUAGGUCAGCUUACUAAGGUUGGAGAAGUGGCUAAAGAAAAGUUUUUAGAACGCUUCCAUGCUAUGCAGUCUUGUCCUGGCACAUAUUAUCUUAUUGUAAUAGAGGAUGUAAAACUAGCAAAACUAGUUGCAUGUGGAACACUGGUUGUAGAACAGAAAUUCAUCCAUGACACAGCUGUGAGAGGUAGAAUUGAGGACAUAGUUGUUGACGGCAGUUGUAGAGGGAAAAAAAUUGGAAAACUGAUUGUUGAGACACUGAUUUUACUUGGCAAGAAAUUAGGAUGUUACAAGAUCAGUCUGGAGUGUAAAGAUCCCCUGUUGACUUUUUACACACAAUUUGGUCUCAAACAUGAAGACAAACAGAAUUACCUUUGUAAAAGAUUCUUUCACUGACAACAGAAGAUCAAAUCAUGGCUUUUAAUUUAUGUUUAUUGAAUGUCAUAUGGCCAUGGGUGGUUUAAAAUCUAAAGUAAUUAUAAAUUAUAUGUGAUCAAUGAGAUCCAAAACUAUUUCUAUCAAGUAUAUAUUGUUGCACAAGUUUAGAGCACUUUUUUAUUUGGGUGUUGCAAAACCCAGCAAAUAAAGUACAAUCACUAUGUCCAAUCAGAACAGGAGCAAAUGUCACAAUGAGCCAAAAGGACCCAUAAGGAAAAAAACAAAAAAGAAGUCCCAAAGUGUGGGAAGUGGAAGUGAAUAAGGUGCUUGUGGUUUAGGUUUUUUAAGUUUUUUUUUUAAUGUGGUAAAGUAAAAGUACUUUCAAUCUGGGAUUAGAUUGAACACUUAAUUUGAAAUUGCCAUGUAGUCUCUACCUCAAGAGAUGGUUUACUUUAUCAUAUGGUGUGUUUAGUCGUAGCCUUUUGAGGAAGUAUAAUAUUGGUAUUGUAACAAAGGUUGAUCUUUCAUUACGAAUUGAAUUGUGUGUUGAUCAUAAGCAUCACAGUGAUCUUAAAAGGGUACCUGGCAAUUUUA